AUGGCCGAGGAACCGACCUAUGAAGACUACGUGAAUCGAAUUCACUACUCUGAAAAGUACUCUGACGAUCAGUGGGAGUACCGGCACGUCAUCUUGCCCAAACCGUUUUUGAAGCGGAUCCCGAAAAGCUACUUUGAUCCCGAAGAGCCGGGCGUCCUUCGCAUUCUUUCUGAUGCUGAGUGGCGAGGCAUCGGCAUCACGCAAAGUCUUGGAUGGGAGCAUUACGAAGUGCAUGCUCCGGAGCCACAUAUUCUUCUCUUCCGUCGCGAGAAGGACUACCAAGAAAAGUAUGGUCCGCAUGGCAAGCCUUCAGAUGCUGCCAAGAUCAAGGCUGCGCAAGCCGGUCACCCUGCUCAUGGCAACCAGCCGUGA
Messenger RNA from Malassezia pachydermatis, 372 nucleotides. Its product is annotated as cyclin-dependent kinase regulatory subunit. The coding region runs from base 1 to 372 and encodes 123 amino acids. Gene Ontology annotation, molecular function: histone binding; protein kinase binding; ubiquitin binding. Gene Ontology annotation, biological process: regulation of mitotic cell cycle. The transcript is spliced from 5 exons. The record is from RefSeq and is a predicted model, not a curated record. NCBI's taxonomy places the organism in Eukaryota, Fungi, Basidiomycota, Malasseziomycetes, Malasseziales, Malasseziaceae. Gene Ontology annotation, cellular component: cyclin-dependent protein kinase holoenzyme complex; SCF ubiquitin ligase complex.